GGAUGAGAUCCGACUUCACGCAAAGUUGGCUCUGAAAAGUAGCUUAGUUUUUGUGGUUGCAGAAGGGGAACCAUUGCUACACAAGCAAAGAGCAAUAAUUAGAAGUCUAAUCACAACUGCAGUUAUCCUUGUCCGCGGUUAUCUGAUUUCAAAAGUGAAGGUCAGAUGUUGCGCAGUCUUUCUAGUGAGCGCCCGUAGAGCUGAAAAAAUUAGAGUGACCAACUGCAGUCGAACGUUGAAGGUGGUAGAGAAAAUUGCUGCAACCCCGCUUCGCUCUUUCCGCUAUCGUUUCUGCAUAGAUUCGGAAGAACAAGCACAUUCAAUAAAAAGUGGAGCAACUGAAAGUUGCGAAACGAAAAUGGAACACAUUCCACCAUGGAGAGAGGCUGCCAGUGUCAUUAUUGUAGUUAGAGCCUCCUUGCAAGAACUUGUGGGAAAUAACCUAGCUACCAUGAUGGUGAGGGCGCACACUUCUCCGAGAGACAUGGUGAAUAAAAAUCAUUGUGAUUUUCGACUUCUUAUGGUGAAGCGUAGCAGCUUAAGUUCUUUCAUGGCUAAUGCUUACGUCUUUCCUGGUGGACUGGCCGAAAUCAGUGAUUACUCUCCAAAGUGGUAUGAUGUAUUUGCAGCCCAUGGCAUAAAUAGAGAGUCCAUUCAAAAAUUCAGUCAGAAAGUUAGCGGACCGCGGCCUCGUAUGAUCACGGAGUCGGUCACGCUAUCAUGCGCAAAUGUCAAACCAGAGCAAGACCCUCUACCACCGGACGUCGCCCUACGCAUAGCAGCGAUAAGGGAGACUUUUGAGGAAACCGGUGUACUACUGAUGACACGUCCUAAGAAGUCUAAAAGCUCGUCUCUCAGCUGGUAUGCUGACAUUGACCUUGUUGCGUGGCAGGAAAAAAUCCGCAAAGACCCCCUGGCUUUCACUGACUUUUGCCUUGAAGCCAAUGUCUGUCCCGAUAUAUGGUCUCUUCAUGAAUGGUGGGACUGGUUAACCCCGACCUCCGUAGGUCACAGGAGGUACGAUACGAUGUUCUACGUUUGCUGUUUGGAGAAACAACCCGACGUCGUGCUGGAUCACAGCGAAGUCAUCACUCUGAAGUGGUGCACACCUCAGGAAAUGCUAGAAGAACACUCUACGAAUGCGGUAUUUCUAGCUCCACCUCAAGUCUACGAAUUAUCUCGCAUGAUUCACUUCAGCUCAUUUCAGUCAUUAAGAAAUUUCGCAGUGACGAGAGCUGAGAAGGGAGUAGAAAGAUGGCUUCCAGUCAUUAUCACGUGUAAAGAUGGUGCAAUAUCGCUUCUGCCUGGGGACGAAAUGUAUCCAAGAAAACCGGAUUAUUUGGGCAAAAGUCCUGGUCCAGACUAUGCUGUUACUGUAGAUGAAAUGCGAAAGAGACAUACAGGACUUCACAGAAUGGAAGUACGAGGUCCAAUAUGCACUGCCAUCUGCACCAUAAGUCCCACGUGUGGUCACUUGCAGCCUUUGACCUAUCAACCAGACAGACCUUUAGCGCAAUCAUUUUUAUGAUGAUACUGGAGAAAACUGAUUCUCAGCUAACGUGGUUGGCUUUAACUAUGGAAUAUAUACUCCAAGCAAAUACAGAAUGUGAGGUGAAUAAAUUUCUGUCAGAAAUUUCCUGGCAGAUACAUUUAAGAAGAAUUAUCUUGCGUGUAAAUACUUUAUAAUAAAUAAUUACGAUAUUUCUUGCAUAUUAGCCUCGAAAAUAUUUAUUUUGCUAUAUUUCUUUCUUCAAUGUAUUUUUUCUGCAUACAGUGGAAGAUUACAGGAUUCAUCUAACGAAAGUGGAAAGAGACGCAAAGUGGAAUUAUUAAUUUUACUUUUUUAUCUGAAUUUCGCGUUGGAAGUGAUUGCAUCCAUACAUUUUAGUGCAUGAGCUGUGUAUUAAAAUUUACAACAAGCGAUAUUAAACAACAAAUGUUAUUAAUGGCUUACGUUUUAUAUAAAUGCAUUCAUAUAAAACAACGAAUAGUUUUAAAAAAUAAAUUAAAUUUUAUUCCGCACAUUAAAAUGUUUCUUUUCCGUUUUUUUUCUUCCGAUCGUGCAUCUAAAAAAUACUAAAAUAACUCGUAAGCUUUAAAAGAAAUUAUACAAUCAAGAAAAUUUAAUGUAAAGAAAUAAAGUAAAACUUAAGAGAUAUUUCGUAAAAUGUCUCGAAAGGUCCAGCUUAUAUGCGAAAAGACAGAAUAUAUUAAUAUACAAGCAUGCAUAUACAUAAUGACUCAGGGUAUUAUUUGGACUGAACUGAUUUUACAAUUGAUUUAUUCCAUUAAAGUGGAAGUUUAACAUGAGCAAUUUUAAUUCUUGCGAUUUGACAAAUGUUAUAUGUAUAUACUUGUUUUAUUCAAUAAAAUGUUUAAUUUUAA
Molecule: messenger RNA, 2385 nt
Organism: Stegodyphus dumicola
Lineage: Eukaryota; Metazoa; Arthropoda; Arachnida; Araneae; Eresidae
Product: acyl-coenzyme A diphosphatase NUDT19-like
Cellular component (GO): mitochondrion
Molecular function (GO): hydrolase activity, acting on acid anhydrides, in phosphorus-containing anhydrides
Source: RefSeq, a predicted model, not a curated record